AUGGACGCUCCAAUGGCGAUGACCCAGAGCCCUACUGAUGCGCAGGGCGCCGGUGGUGAUUAUAUCGAAGGGAAGACCUCUACAGCUGUCAGCCUUCCAGAUGCGUGGCGGGAGCGGUUCAGGGACCUGAUCACGACCCAUCUGCGCAUGGACGGCGCAAUGCAGCAGCAGGCGAUGGAGCUCUUCUCCGCCUGCUACGCGCUCCUCGCGCCCUCUCUUGCCUCCUUCGGCGCUCCCGAGUCCCCGGACGACAGUGAGCGCGCCUGGAGCGCGUGUGUGCUGUUCGUGGUGCGCAAGCUAGGCCCCGCGAAAGCAGCAGAGGAGGCGGCCGCCAGAGCAGGACAAAUCGCGCUACCCGGGUCCUCUCGGUCGCAGUGGCCCUGGUUCACUCUGUCGGAGCUGCUGCGCGCCACCAAGCUGACAGUGGUGGAUUUCUUCAAGGAGAUCGCCAACUUCCUGCCACGUGUCAGCCCUGUGAUGCAGGCGGCGUAUGGGGACCUGUGGGAGCAGAGGCUCGAGUCCUUCAGCCCUCCCUCUUCUAUCCUUGCCCCUCCUCUCAUUCCUCCUCCCUCUCAUUCCUCCUCCCUCUCAUUCCUCCUCCCUCUCAUUCCUCCUCCGUCAGCGCGCCGAGCAGGGCGAGGGCGCCUGGUGGACGUGGUGGGGUUGCUGUGUGCGAGCUACAAGGCAGCAGAAUGCAAGGUGUCAGCCCUGCUCGACUGCAGCCAGCAUCUCAUGUCCCGCUGCCUCCCCUCUUCCACCCGCCUCUCCCCUCUCCCCACAGCGCGCCGAGCAGGCAGAGAGAGGCUAGUGGACGUGGUGGGAUCGCUGUGUGCGAUCUACAAGGCAGCAGAAGGCGAGCGUUGCUUGUCUGUCUCCCUCAGUCACUGGUGCCUGAGCUCCCCCUGCUCCCCCCUCUUCCCCCCCACAGCGCGCCGGGCAGGGAGAGAGAGGCUAGUGGACGUGGUGGGGUCGCUGUGUGCGAGCUACAAGGCAGCAGAGGGCGAGGUCUCAGCCCUGCUCGACCGCACCCAGCAGCUCAUGGCCCGCUGCCUCGCCCGCCAGGCAGCCCUGGGAGCCUGCGAGCAGCACGACGCAGCCGACCUCUGCCCCGACAGGCUGUUUCUGUUUGAGGGGUUGCUGCAGGACGCGGCUGCGCUGCCGAGUGUGGAUCUGGUGGAGGGGGCGUACCAGGAGGCGUAUGUGGAGGCGGGCGACAGGGCGCUGGACGAGAGGAUGUUUCUGUCAGGCGAUGGGCAGGUCAUUGGGGCCGUAUCCCAGCUCACUGCUGCCACUUCUGUUGCUGCCGCCAAGCGCUCCAUGCCUCCCCCGUCCCCCCUCAAGAGCGCCCCCACAGGCGCAAUGAACGCCCUCUCCUCCCCCUUCGCCAGCGCCAUGGGCGCAGGGGGAGGCGCAGGGGGAGAGGGGCGCGGAGGGGGAAGCACCACCAUCACCAUCGCCCCCUUCUGCUCCCCCGCCCGCUCCUUCCUCACCCGCCUGGGUCCUGGGGGAAUGGGGGGAACAGGGGGAACCGGGGGAGGGGGAGGGGGAGGCGGAGGGGGCAUGGGGGUUCCCCAGACCCCUAUCUCUGCUGCCAUGUCGACAGCCCAUUGGUUGAGAACCGUGGUCUCCGCUUCUCCUGCCGAGCCUUCUUUGGAUCUGCUCCGGUUUCUGCACGCGUGCGACAAGGAUGUAACGGGCGCGGUGGUAACCAGAACGACCCUGGUUUCGCAUGAGAUCUUUGCUGCUGUCUCUCAGAAGAAACGAGCAGCCGCUGCUGCUGCUGCUGCAGGCACGGGGGGAGGAGGGGGAGGGAAGGGAGCGGCGGGAGAGGCGGGAGGAGAGAAGAACGGAGCCGGAGCAGGAGCAGGUGAUGCUGGGAAGCAGGCUGAAGGGGAACCCGCAGCAGCAGGGGGAGCGGGAGGGGGGAGCGAGCCGGCAGAGGCGGCGCUAUGGGCGGAGCAGAGGAGGCAGGAGACAGUAAAGCUGUACUACCGGGUGCUCCUCCGCAUGUGCACCUCUGAAUCCCUCUGCAUCAACUCACUGAACCUCACUCCACUCCUCGAUAACGACCGGUUUCACCGCGCGCUCCUCGCCUGCUCCGCCGAACUCGUUCUAGCCAGUCACAAGGCGACGGCUCACGCCUUCCCUGCUGUGCUGGCCCCGGCAGGGGUGUCGGCAUUUGAUAUGGAUAAAGUUAUGGAGGGGUUUGUGCGGUAUGAGGAGGGGCUUCCUGGGGAGCUGAAGCGGCACCUGAACGCGUGUGAUGAGCGGAUACUGGAGAGUCUAGCUUGGGAGAAAGGGUCGAGUCUGUAUGUGACGGUGGUGGCCGCGAGACGGCAUUUGCUGGCCGAGGUGAAGAGGCUGCAGCUGCUGCCGGAAGGGGAGGAGGGGUUGGUGGGAAGGCUGGUGGGGAGAGGAGCGGGAGGGAAGGGGAGUGGCGGGGAUGGGGAGAAGGGGGAUGGCACGCCGGAGAAGGGGAGUGAUGAAGCCUCUCCGCCAGCCCAGGCGUCCUUCCCCGCGUUCUCCCCCAUGAAGCCACAGAACAAGCGGGAGUUUGCGCACCUGCACUCCUCCUUCACCACUCCCUUCCAGCGGGCGUCAGCAGCAGCAGCACCGCCAGGGGAGAGUCGAUCCGAGAUGCUCUUUAACCAGUUCUGCCAAAAGGUCCUCAAGCUAGCGGUGGUGAGAGUGCGCAGCCUGUGUGAGAGGCUCAGGCUGACAGCAGCGGUGUCAGAGAUGGUGUUCCGCGUGGUGGAGCAUGCAGUGGAGGGCGAGGUGCAGCUGCUGUUCUGCCGCCACCUCGACCAAAUUAUUCUCUCUUCUGUCUACGGUGUCUGCAAGGUGUCGCAAGUGGCAGUCACGUUCAAGGACAUCAUCGCACAGUACCGCAAGUUACCGCACUGCAAACCCUCGGUCUUCAGAAACGUUUUCAUUGAUGCCAAGCCACCCCCUGCUGACUCUGCCUCCAAGGAGUCCUUCCUCCUGCACCUCGGCCACGGCGCCUCCACAGGGGGGGGAGCAGGGGGGGGAGCGGGGGGAGCAGGGGAGAGGGGCGGGGGGCACGGGGGGAGCAUGUUCAGGAGCCCCCUGGUGCACUCUUCCCCUGCCCUCGCGCACUUUCAGCAGCACCAGCAGUCGCCGUCGUCCGUGCCGGGUGCUUCCCCGCGUCGUGUGUCGUCCCGGCAUAAUGUCUACGUCUCCCCACUGCCCACCUCUAGGAUGGAGGCGCUUCUUGCCUCCCCGCACCGCCAGCUCUCCGCUCAGCUGUCCACGCAGCUGCUGGGAGGGGGCCUCUCUGGUGACCCCUUCGCCAGCCCAUCCAGGCAUAUUGAAGCCAUCAACCAGCGCAUCAGCAGAGCCAAGCGCUUCGGUCGUCUGGACUUCUCAGAAGCAAUGGAUGUGGACGCCUCUCGAGCUUCUAGCAUCACUCCCCCACCCCCCACUCCUAUUGCUACCCUCGGGCAGCAGGGUAUGCGGUGGGCAGUGGAGGCUUAA
Molecule: messenger RNA, 3495 nt
Organism: Closterium sp. Yama58-4
Lineage: Eukaryota; Viridiplantae; Streptophyta; Zygnematophyceae; Desmidiales; Closteriaceae
Source: the annotation of a GenBank genome assembly